CUCUGGUGGCACCUGCGUCAAGAAGACAGAAGCAAGAAGAUCGUGUCAUUUUCAUUGUAAAGAACAGUGGCGCUUGCUAUGACAGCUAGCUGGUAGUUGGAGUGUUGUGGGAUCGCUUUGGAAGGCAUCACAAGUUACCCUUGAUCGAUCUUGAUUGACGAGAAAGUUGACACUCUCUCGAAACAUAUUAGUCCUACUUUACCAAGCAAAAGGUGCCAGGAAGCUGAAUAAUUUUAAUCCUUCGGAACGACUAGACUUCCAUUUUCUCCCCAAGAAUUCUUUGAUUGCUACCGGCUCUUUCACCAUGUUUGUUAAUCGGCUUGCAUCGCUAUCGGCCAAGCAGCUGCGAACGCAACGCUCCUCUUGGCUUCGAUUGAAGCAGCAGCAGCCUUGUUUGUCCUUUUCUUCCAGCGUCAAGGAUGAUCAUGACCUCAGUGACGACGAUGACGCCAAGCCGAAAGAUGCAUUUGGCGGGUCCAGCUAUCAAUGGGAAGAUCCGUUUCGUCUGCGCAAUCAGCUAAACGACGAAGAAGUGGCUGUUUGGGAUGCAGCCAGAGCCUUUUGUGACGGAGAACUCAUGCCAGGCAUUACCGAAGCCAAUCGACAUGAAAUUCCAUGUGAUAAACCCAUGAUGAAGAAAAUGGGAGAGGUGGGAAUGUUGGGACCUACGAUUCCCCCUCAGUACGGUGGAGCUGGACUUGGAUAUGUCAGUUAUGGGCUCUUAGCAACUGAAGUGGAACGAGUUGAUUCUGCCUAUCGCAGUGCCAUGUCGGUUCAAUCCUCCCUUGUAAUGUACCCCAUUUUUGCCUAUGGCUCAGAAGACAUGAAGAGAAAGUAUUUGCCAGAGCUAGCUUCCGGGGACAUGAUUGGGUGCUUUGGGUUGACAGAACCCAACCAUGGGUCGGAUCCAUCCUCCAUGGAAACCAGAUCCAGGUUUGAUGCCGGCACCAAUGAAUUUGUUCUGAAUGGUAGCAAGAAUUGGAUCACCAACUCACCCAUCGCAGACGUUUUUGUGGUCUGGGCCAGGAAUGAACAAGGCAAGAUUAGAGGAUACGUGGUGGAGAAAGGAACACCUGGGCUGGAAGCUCCCAAGAUUGAAGGCAAAUUCAGUCUACGAGCAUCUGCUACAGGCAUGAUCUUCAUGGAAGAUGUUAGAAUUCCCAAGGAAAAUGAAUUCCCUCUCGUGGAAGGACUUGGAGGACCAUUUGGAUGCUUAAACAAUGCCAGGUAUGGCAUCGCAUGGGGAGCCCUGGGUGCAGCUGAAUUCUGUAUGCACACAGCUCGUGACUAUUGCUUGGAGCGGAAGCAAUUUGGGUCUCCUCUGGCGGCGAAUCAGUUGAUCCAAAAGAAACUGGCAGACAUGUCAACUGAGAUUGCUUUGGGUCGACAAGCGUGUCUCCAGGUGGGUCGUUUGAUGGAAGCUGGGAAUGCCAAGCCAGACAUGGUGUCCAUGAUCAAGCGCAAUAGUUGUGGCAAGGCCCUAGAUAUGGCACGAACAGCACGUGAUAUGCUUGGUGGCAACGGCAUCUCUGACGAGUACCAUGUGAUUCGGCAUGUCAUGAACCUAGAAGCAGUCAACACUUACGAAGGCACACACGACAUUCAUGCCCUCAUCUUGGGCCGUGCCAUUACCGGUAUCCCAUCGUUUGUCCCCCGUAUGAGUUAAGGGAACGAGGAAAUUCACAUGAAUCAUUCGAUUCGAUUCAAUCCAUGAUGUCUCUUUGCACGAGGAUAGACUGACAUAAUAUAUAAAAAGACGUAGAGCAGCAUCGCAUGCCAAUAAGCAAUACUGUAGAGACUGUUUGCUUCUGAAGGCAAUGGGCUAGCUAUGAACUACGGUACAGAUUGCAUUACCGAGACUGAGCCCUCUUGGUUUUUGGCUGUGGGGACUGGGAGGAGCGAAAGACGCCGCAACAACCCGCCCUUUCCUCAAUCUUCUUCAUCAGAUUGGCGUCCCUUGUUCUGCUAAAGCAUGUAUGAAAGUGGCUGCAAAUAAUAGCACUCUGCUUGGCUGAGUCAAUCAAGAAUGGAAGCAAGCAAUCCAUCCAAUUACAUGUAGUUCUGUGACUGUGACUCUAGACUCUUUAGCCUCCUCGUACUACCAGCCGGUACUUGCAACUGUGGCGGGAGUACCAGUAGUGUCUCCAGAUCCAAGAAUUUGACAACUUGGCACAUACAUAGUGCGCUUCUGGCACGAAUCUCUUAUCUUUGCAAAAAUCGCAAAAGGACAGUUCCAACGGAGUUCACACCCGGAUAGUACUGGUGACAGCGGCAGAGGUGGUACCAGAACCCGGUUUGAUCCAAGCAAAACCAAGACCAAAACUAUAGCCAGCCUCAGGCUCUAAUAACUACGGUAUCUACCUCGCUGGCCAGCUACAAUGUAGAGAGAAACUCGAUGUACCGGUAGCCUUGCAUUCAACUCACUGCUAUGCUUGGUGCAAUGCGUUUUGGUUAUUCUUGGUAGCUGCUCCUCGUCAUCUCGGAUCUUUAAAUCGGGACAGAUGGAACACCAUGCAUGGAACGAGGACCUUUUGACGCGUCUUCCGAUGCCAAGGGGAAGGGAGG
Seminavis robusta is the source of this 2565-nucleotide messenger RNA. The record is from the annotation of a GenBank genome assembly. Lineage: Eukaryota; Bacillariophyta; Bacillariophyceae; Naviculales; Naviculaceae.